UUCAGUCCGUCCAAUGAAUGGUUGGUGGUGGGUCUUCGUUGGGUCCGCGCUCGGACGGAAGUUAGUCGCUUGCCAUGUUCACUCGCGGUCGGUUGGACUGCUGCUCCCCAAACAACGCAACCACUGAAUCGUUGUGUCGAACGCGUUGAGGUUGAGAUCUUGUUGGUUGAGACCUCAUCCGGAGUUCGGUUUUCGCGUUAUCAUCUGCAAUCUGCAUCAACCGUUCAUCGUCUUCCUCGGUCGGCGUAGUUGAAGUUCCGUUUUGUUUUAGAUAGUGCAGUUUCGCGCGACACUGAUUAGCUGACGAGAGCGGAGAGAUUGUUGUUGUCGUUCGGUAUAGUGGGUGAAAUAAAGGUGUUCGCGCAGACACAGAUAUACCUAGCUAGGGCUGCAUUCAGUUCAGGCGAAAUUGGUGCAAAUUGGCGGAAGAAAUUGAAGCCGGGGCAGCGACUGGAAAACAACGAAAUCGAAGAAGAGUAAAUUGGGAGUGUGAAGAAUACCAGCUCUCUGGUGCAUGAUCCAGUCUACAGAAGUUGGUGUCCGAGUUGUUCCGAAGAAAUACGCGUGCGACGAAGAUCUGGACAGUUUGGAUGCCUUAUGGGUGUCUGGUGAAAAAUCUGAAGUGAUACGAAACGAGGGAAACAAGGGAAGAAGUGGAAGAAGUUCUGUGAAGUGAAAUGUUGCAUCAUUGAUAAAAGAGAAGGAAGAAUCGCUGUUAUCUCUACGGAAGAAGAAUGUGAAGUGCGUAAGGUGAGUGUUGAACUGAAACCAACGAAAGCAAGCAGAUAUGUCCAGCGUGCAUGCGGUGUCCUUCAACCGGCAGUACGGAUCGUUCCGUACGUCGAAUGCCGGCAUACCGAAGAGUCCGGUUAUCGGUGGACUGAAUCGGGGCCUGAUCGCUACGAUCAGCUCUACGGCUCAACCGAACCGGGUUACGACCCGAUCGCUGGCGGCCUCAUCGACGGCUUCGUCCGGAGGUGUUCAGUCCGUGUCCGUGUCGUCGGUACGGAACCAGGAGAAUCUACCGAACACCCGCGUGCUGGCGGUAACUCCCCGCAGCUGUCGAAAGGCCUUAACUUCCAACGGAAGUGUUACAACGACGUCGAACAGCAGCAGCAGCACUACCAAGAAGAUUGGACUCAACUCACCGCUCCAAUCGCCGCAAAUCAUCCGCUCGACGCGGAUCGAGCAGAACAAUUGGAACAAAAAGCUGACCACGUCGAACUUCUGCUCUCUACACUCCAAGUCUCCGGGUAGUUCCGGAACUUCGGUGGAAUCGAUUGUGCCAAAAUAUACCAAUAGCGUUAGUAGCAACAACGGUGCCUUAAAAGCUUCCUUUCCGGUGUUCGGAUCCCGCGCUAGCGGCGCCGAAAGCCUCAUUACCUCCACGAACGGAUCUCAGAAGCGCGCUUACAAUGUUAACAAACCAAUAGCCAAGGGCGCACCCAAGUCAUGUAUCGUCGGAAGCACCCAUAGCAACAGUAGUGGUAGUAACAGUAGCAGCACUAGCAGCUGCGCCAACAAUAGUACUAGUAAUAGUAGUAGUCGUAGUAACAAUGGCUGUGUCGCACACAAGAUUGUCACCAAGAAGCUGUACAGGGAGAGCAACGCCCCCAGCGGGUACGUGGCUCAGAUGGCCUCGGCCCUCAGCAACGGACUGAACACCAACACCGUGACCUCGACGACCAUCAAGACCUCCACGCACAGCAGCAACAGCAGCAGCAGCACCAGUAGUAGUUCCUAUUCCAGUAAGUUCCCCAACGGACUGCCAUUCGAGAACGAGUUCUACCGUCAACCGAGGCGUUCAAUAUCGGAAGUUCGGCCCACGACCGAGUACCCUUCGCGGGGAUCCCAGCGGCGUAGCAAUUCCUCCGAUACGGUCAGCCUGUCCGCCUACGGGGACGAGUUCUCCCGAAAGCCAUCGAACGAAGACUUGUUUGUAGAUUUCACCAAAAGCCUCCCGGAGACGCCCAAGACGCGGCCCGGCCGGUGUUCACCCCCGCUACUGCCACCGCUGCCCAAACCGGCUGCUACGGCACUGGCUGGAGGAGCGACCUCGUCGAUAGUUGAGUAUAGAAACAUUAACCAUAGCAAUUACUUUUACAAAUUUGAAAGCAUCAGCGCCUCGGGGGGCGCAGGUCGACAUCUGCGUCGGCAACGACGCCCCAGUAGACCCCGGUUGCUCGACGACUCCCGGAACAACAACUCCUCCGGACCGGAUCCCGUGGAACCGAUGACGGUGACGACGGGUCCGGAUCGCUGCGGCAGUGGUAACGAGAACGCUGCGGGUGCGAGCGGAAUCGAAGACUGCGAUGAAGACGGUGGUGAAGAGAUGGAAGGAGAGCGAUCUACCGUGUACGUAGCCGUCGCCACGUGGGUUCCCAAAUGCAACAGGUUGCCCUACCAGCACGAAACGCAGCACGAUGGCGGGAAGGCGACGGCUAUUGGCGUUCUUGGGCCCACGUCAUCGGAUAAUGCAGACUUCGAUGGCUCCUCGCGCCGCCGGAGGGAACGCUCGAAACGCUCGCACCACCGCCGCAGUCCGGACUCGAGCCGCCGACGGAACCGGGACCGGCACCGGGAGGACAAGUCCUCGCGACGCCACCACAAGGAUCGGGAUCGUAAAGAGAGGGAAGAUAGGACGCCCGUUAAGGUAAAAUAUUUCCAUUUUUUACAACGGCUACAAUAUGUGCGCAAGAACCGGCCUCCUGCUCGAAGCCGUCCGCUUCUGGCAUUAAAGGUAGCAAAGCCGACCCAGAAGUACACCUGUAGGAGACAAUCCGAAGGUUUUGGAUUGAUCCUGCGGGUGUUUCAGGGCCGCCAUGGGCGGCCGGGGAUGACUUCCGCAUAUGAAACCGGAGUCACCCCCGGCGUCCAUAGCUACCUGGCCGCGAACGGGUCAAGAGCAGAAUAUUGUAGUAGUUUUAACAUAUAUAUUUACAACAAGUACAAUUGUUGCAACUUGGUGGCUAUCAACGCGGAGCGGAUUAGCGGAAUUCUUUGCGUUCUAAACCGAAAGAAAGAAAAUGAGUUACAAGAGACAAACACUCGUUGAUUAACAUCCAUCCCAACAGAACUAACCUCACCUGCUUUCCCAUUCACCAUCAGACAAACAGUGCCAUCUAUUGUCCGGGAGCGCUAACUCGAUCAUUUGCAUGCAAGUCUGUUUGAAGCCGUUUACGCGAGAGAGGAAAUCUCUCGCGAGCGAGUGCGUCGCCGAUCAGCUCACGCAAGCGCAGCACCGUUCCCAUCGUAUCAAAACGAGUUACUAAAAAUAACUCCAAUAACGUUAGUGAGUGAGAGUGUGUUUGUAGGUGGUUUAAAUUGUGUUCGCUUCUCGCUUUCCAUCGCUUUGUUUUGAUUUUAUGGCGCGUCGUUAUGGGCGGGAGAAAAUGCACUUGCAUGCGCAUAAUCUAUAGAAUCGAUUGAAUUAAGGUAAACUGCUAGAAGAUCUUUCGUCUGUAUGGUGUAAACUGUUGGUGCGGAUGAGUGGGACUUGGUGUGUUUGGAUUUGGUACGGUUGCAUGUCUCAUCAGGCAGGCAGGCAGGCAGACCGAGACCGACGAUGACAAGCGCGAGUGGGUGGAUCUUGGCUUUCCGGAUCUGGCCGGCAUUCCAAGGGAGCUGACAAAUUUGCGAAAAUUAGACAGAUUUUGUGUUGUUAAGAAGAAUAAUAACAGUGGAGAAGUUCAGUGACUGACGACACGAACGCAAAUGUUCACAGUCUGGACCUUUGUUCAUCCCUCGGUUCAUCCUUUAACACAUGCCUAAAUAAGUUUUUUUGUUUUUAUUGUGGUUCUAAGGACCUAAAUUCCACUUGAAAAUGUUGCUUGACACUUGGGCAUUAAAGUAGAUACUGAUUUCAAUUAUCUACUGAGAAAUCAGCUUUUCAACGUGUUCAAGAACUUUGGUUUGGUCUCCAGACAAAUUACCAAAUGUAUGUUUAGGUGACUCUUCCUUUCCUGAGUCCCUUUUUUAUAGACAGUUCUUUCUAAUAAUUCGGCGAAAUCUCUUUCGACCAUAUGUCUUAAGGCGAAACUGGAAGCAUUUCCUCAUUUUUUGGUUUUUGUUUUUUUUUUAACGGAGCAAUAUUUUCAAAAUCGGUUUUCGUACACAUAUUAGCUUUGUAUUAGAUAGAUUUGUGAAUCAAACAUAUAACACAUCAAACAUCAAAUAGAACAUCGAAUUUUAAUUUUGUAUGAUAACGUGUGUUACCCAUUAAAAAUGGAUGAACAAAGUCCAAAAUUUUUUUUUCUCUGUCCGGGACAUAAACCACUGCGACCAAUUGUGGUGAUUGUGGUAUUGUAAGAAACUUGUUUUACUCAAAAGUUUAUUUGUGUGAUAGAUUCAUAUAAUGAAAAUUGAAUGACUGGCCCUUCUCAAAUGGAAGUCUAGAUGAUCUUUUUUUCAUUUCAAAGAUGUCCAGUAUAUCUAAUAAAUCAUGCCCGUCGAGUUCCAUUGGAUUCUUAAGGGAUGCUGGGACCAUUACUGUAUGAGUUUGCAAGAAACAAACAAAAAAAAAAAAUAAUUACUUGAUAUUUUUGUUGUUAGAAAAACUUUUUUUCAAUCAAUUUUUCAUUUUUUUUUUUUACAUAUGAAAGUGCAGACGAUUUCCUAAAAGUCACCCAUGCAUCACUUUUUUCUAGGUCUUGCCAUUUUUGUGUUACAUUGACUUGAAAAUUCUAAUUAAUCCACCUAGCGGUGAUGAUGCCUUUCUCGUGCCUUCGAGAAACCAUCUCAACCAAACUCAAGUGACACGUUAAUGAAUAUCGCAUUUUUAUCCAUUUGACUAAAACCCUGUUCAUGGUAGGUACAAGCAAUCAUGUCGGUUAACUGGCUUCUGUUAUCGUUGAAAUUCCUCAACAGUAUCACAGGCACCCAAAAUUUGUCCAUAUGAAACGACGCGCGGAAUGAUAAAAUUUUCUUCGAUUGGUGCAGUAAAAUAUUAAGCUAAUAGUGCUUCUGUAUAUUUGCAUGAUCCAAUUCAAUGAUAAAACCGGAACAUUACUGUGUACCAUGUAAUACUAAUAUGAUUAGAGCCUAAAAUUCCACAAAACAGCCACCAUUUCGGGUAUCUUGGCCGCCAUUUUGGAUACUGUGGUCGCCAUUUUUGGACUCUAUACGUUUUCCCCAUACACCCAAUUAUUCCUAUACUCAGUAUAGUAUACUGCAUGAUUUUAGAGCCUAAAACUCCUUGAAACAGUCGUUAUCUUGGAUUUUGGGUCACCAUCUUGGAUAUUAUGGUCCCCAUGCCAACCCAGCCAACACGAAGUCGCAUAUGAUGUUGAAUAGGAUGCAAAAGUGGAGGCCAUAUACGUACAUGCUUCCAUUUAACCGCGUGUAAAGUGUACGCAUAUCGCCUCCACUUUUGCAUCCUGUUAAACAUCAUAUACGAUCGUGUGUUGGCUGGGAAAUAUACCUAUAUUGCAUGAUUUUAGAACCUGAAAUUUCUUAAGUCAGCUGCCGCCUCGAAAUGUUGGGCGCUAUCUUGCAUUUUGAGCCGCCAUCUUCUGGUCACCAUUUUUGAACUCCGGACAUCUUCCUCUUUCCAAAUAUACCCAAAUUGCAUGAUGUCAAAGGCUAAAACUCCUUUGGAAUUCUGAUUGCCUUUUUUGGAUUCCGUACAUUUUCUCUAUACCAAAUAUACACAAAAUACAUGCUUUUGAGCCCAAAACUCCAUAAAACAGCUGUCAUUUAGAAUUGUAUACGCAAUCUUUGGUUUUGAACCGCCAUCAUGAACAUUCUGUCACCAUUUGUGGACUCUGGACUGUGCCAAAUAUACCCAUAUUGCAUGACUUAAGAGCCUAAAACCCCUUAAAACAACUUCCAUCCUAAAGUUUGGGUCGUCAUCUUGGAUUUUGGGCCGCCAUCUUGUAUGUUCUGGUUGCCGUUUUUGGCCUCUGGACAUCUCUUUACCAAAUAUACCCAUAUUUCUAGUCUUAAGAACCUAAAAUUCCUUAAAACAAUCGCCAUCUUGAUCUUUGGGUCGCCAUUUUGUAUAUUCUGGUCACCAUUUCUGGACUCUGGACUAUACAAAUAUACCCAUAUUGCAUGACUUAAGAGCCUAAAACUCCUUAACCCUUUGAAGCCGAUUUUUUUCCAAGCGUAAUUAUGGAGGUUUUUCUACGUUUUUCAGUAGUUUUGGUGAUCAAUAGCAUAAAAACGGUAGAAUAUUAUGCAGAAUUUUUUUUCUGGAUAUCCUAGAUCAUCCAAACUGUUCUUGAGUUUAGAUCCUUAAGUCUGCGGGUGUAACGGUAACUUCUUUUAUUAUACAAAGCUACGAUUUGUAUUCUGUCAUGUCCAGUAUGUCUUCUGAAAGUUCAAUAGACAGUAUCAGAUCAGUUAGGAUAUCCUAGGUCAUCCAAACUGUUCUUGAGAUUAGAUCCUAAAGUCUAUGGGUGUAACGGUAACUUCUUUCACUAUAAAAGGCUACGAUUUGUAUUCUAUCAUGUUCAGUAAGUCUUCUGAAAGGUUAAUAGACAGUAUCAGAUCAGUCGUGAUAUCCUAGGUCAUCCAAACUUUUCGUUAGAUUAGAUCCUAAAGUCUACGGGUGUAACGGUAACUUUUUUCAUUAUACAAAGCUACGAUUUGCAAUCUAUCAUGUCCAGUAUGUCUUCUGAAAGUUACAGUGGUUGUUUUUAUCAAUUAAGCUUCAUAACAGUAAGGAAGCCCAUAAUAUCCCACACAUAUGAUAGGUACAACGCUUAUUGUUCCAGUAUCUGCUUUGGUAAGUACAGUGGAUUAUGUAACACUACUUAACGUAGUGGCAAAAGCUAGUAUCACAAGUGUAGACCUGAAGCUAUGGUCUCAGGAGCAGUUUUGUUGAUCUGGAAUAUCUCAAAACUAUCUUGAAAUGGCUCAUUAUAUGCCAGGGGAAUUACAGAUUACAGUCUUAAGUUCAUUGUGAGAAUAACUACUGUUACUAUCAAGAGCUAAACUUCAGGAUAGUUUGGCCGAUCCUCAAAGUCCCAGGUUGAUAAUAAUAUAUAUGUAGUAGACUUCGGGUUGAUCCGCGAUUGAUUAUGAAACGUUCCUCAGCAUGUCAGAUAUAGCGAUGUUACGAGUGUAAACCUGAAGUUCUGAACUCAAAGAUAGUUUGGCUGACCUGGAACAUUCCCAUAGUGUCUCUAAAUGACAUUUGAGAUUUCAAGAGCUUUAUGGAUCUCAUCAGAUUAUGUUAUGCUAUUGUUUAUGGUCACAACACAUAAAGUUUUUCUUGUAGAUUUGAAGGACUUCUUUAUAGAACAGUUUGGACGAACCUGAAUGUUCCAAAGGUUUAUAAUAAAAAGAAGACUUCAGAUUGGUCCAAUAACCACGGAUAAAUAUGCAACGUAGAUAUGGCUGUUGUUACGAGUGUAGAUCUGAACUCUAAGAUAGUUUGGCUGACCUGAAAUAUCUCUGUAAUGUCUCUAAAUUACAUUUGAGAUUUCAAGAGCUUCGCGGAUCCCAGCAGAUUAUACAAUACUAUUAUUUAUGGUGAAAACAGAUUCGAAUGAUUACAUUAUAGAACAGUUUGGACGACCCUGAAUAUCCCAAAGGUUUAUAAUAAGCUAGUAGACUUCAGAUUGCUCCAGUAACUGCGGUUGAUUAUGCAACGUUACUCAGUAUAACAAAUAUGGCUACUGUUAUGAGUGUAGACCUGAAGUUCUGAACUCCAGGGUAGUUUGACUGACCUGGAAUAUCCCUGGUGUCUAUAAAUGAUGUUGUAGAUGUCAAGAGCUUCACGGACCCCAGUAGGCUAUGCAAUGCUAUUAUUUGUGGCGAAAAUACAAAAAAAAAUUCUUGUAGAUUUGAAGGACUGAAGGACAGUUUGGAACACCUAGAACAUUCCAGAAUAUAAAACACCUUUUGAUAUUCAUGAUGAAGGCUAAAUGAAUACAUAUAAACGUAAUCCACAUCCAAGUUUACCUUUUAGAACAACUGGUAUGUCAAUUAUUUCGUUAUUCCAUAUUUCAUGGUGUUCAGGAUGUUCUAGGUCAUCAAUGAAGUCCCAAAUACAAAUAUUCCCAUUUUUCCGUAAUAGAGGACUCAAUUUGCAACAACUUUGCCGAGGACAGUAGUAUUCUGUUUUAUCGAAUGGGUCAGCCGUUUCUAAGUUGGGGUCAUAUAUGAUGCCUCCGGCUCCAAAGGGUUAAAACUAUCGCCAUCUUGAACUUUGGGCUUCCAUCUUGGAUUUUGGGCCGCCAUUUUGAAUAUUCCAAUUCCCGGAGUUCAAGGACAUCUUCCCUAUGACAAAUAUGCCCAUAUUGCAUGAUGUUAGAGCCUUAAACUCCGUAAAACAGCCAUCACUUUUAGUUUUGGGUCGCCAUCUUAGAUUUUUGGCCGACAUCGUGGUUUUGUGGUUUCCAUUGAUGAUUUCCGCGUAAAAUUCGGCAACCAUGUUUACAAAAUUUGGCGCAAUUUGAUGUGUCGCAUGAUAGAAUUUGGUGGUCUGGAUCACUAAAAUGGCCAUAACUCCGGAACGCCUUGACCGAUCCGCACCAUUUUCAAUGGCAAACGAUGCGGUAAAAUUCCGGUUCGAUUCGCAUAAUAUUUCUUUCGACCCAACUUUUCUACUUUUAUUUCAUACAAAAUACUUAUUUUUAGGGAUGCUCAUUACACCUCCAAAAUAGCAAGUUUGAGGAACGUUUAAAAAAAUCUGACAAUAUUAAAUUAAAACCUUAUGGAGAUUGCUUCUGGAAUCUCGUGGAGAUUUCCUUCGGAAUCUCGUGGAGAUUUCCUUCUGAAUCUCGUGGAGAUUUCCUUCGGAAUCUCGUGGAGAUUUCCUUCGGAAUCUCGUGGAGAUUUCCUUCGAAAUCUCGUGGAGAUUUCCUUCGGAAUCUCGUGGAGAUUUUCUUCGGAAUCUGGUGGAGAUUUCCUUCGGAAUCUGGUGGAGAUUUCCUUCGGAAUCUGGUGGAGAUUUCCUUCGGAAUCUGGUGGAGAUUUCCUUCGGAAUCUCGUGGAGAUUUCCUUCGCAAUCUCGUGGAGAUUCCCUCCGGAAUCUCGUGGAGAUUCCCUCCGGGAUCUCGUGGAGAUUUCCUCCGGAAUCUCGUGGAGAUGUCCUCCGGAAUCUCGUAGAGAUUUUCUCCGAAAUAUCGUGGAGAUUUUUCCUGGAAUCUAAUGGAGAUCCCCCUGGAUUCUCGUGGAGAUUCCCUCUGGAUUCUCGUGGAGAAUACCUCCGGAAUCUAGUGGAAAUUCCCCCUGGAAUCUAGUGGAGAUUCCUCAAGAAUCUUGUGGAGAUCCCUUCUGGAAUAUCUCGUGGAGAUUCCUUCUGGAAUAUCGUGGGGAUUUCUCCUGAAAUCUCGUGGAGCUUCCCCCUGGAAUCUCGGAGAUUUUUCCUGGAAUCUCAUCAAGAUUUGCACUCGAAUCUCGUACAGAUUCCCUCUGGAAUAUCAGAAAUGUGAUGGUUUUUUCAAAGGUUUUUGGAAAGACAAGUGUAUACAGUUGAUUCAGAUGUUUUGCCACUAGACGCUAGUGAGUGGGCAUAUUUUAUAAUUUAUAUAGCUGAGGAUCCUGACUACUUAGGUGGUGCUCAGACUGGCUGAUUCCGCGGCCCAAAUUCACACUUUGAAUUACAAUCGUGGGCCGUAAAUGAAUUUGACAAUGAUUUUUGGUCGAAGAGAAUUACAAAUGACGUAGAUUGUUUUACUUCUUUUUUUUACCAACUUGGUUUAAAAAUUUCCUCCUCCACCAAAAUCGGAAGUUAUUUGGAAACGGAUUUUUAUGGCUUGACCGUUAUGCAUACUUGUAUUGUAACAGCUGAGUCAAAUAAUGUCAAAAGGUCAAAAAUGUCAAUUGAAAUCUUUCCAAGAAAAAAUAUAGACACUCAUAAAUAUUUAAAAAAAAACUCAAACCACUAUUUUUGAAGAUAUUCUAUUCGAUUUUCUACAUUUUAAUUCUGCAAACUAUUCAAUACCUAUUAAUAUUUACUAUAAGGGUCAGGAGGGAAUUGUGGGCCAAAUCAGGCAUUUGUGCCGGUAACUAAUAAAAAGUUGUUCAUAGAAGGAUUUCGCUUAACUUUUUUUUCAGACUUCCAUCUUAACUGCUCUUUAAAAUCCGUUUAAUUUUCCGGACAACAACUUAGGGAUAUUGAUUGAAAAAAAAUCUGUCAUAGAGUAUUAGAAAAAUACCUGCGAGAAAUUGCGAAUUCUAAAUACUUUCACGAGGGCCUGUCCAUAAACUACGUAGACUCGGAGGGGGGA
Molecule: messenger RNA, 10181 nt
Organism: Aedes albopictus (Asian tiger mosquito)
Lineage: Eukaryota; Metazoa; Arthropoda; Insecta; Diptera; Culicidae
Exons: 4
Coding region: 788-3055 (755 amino acids)
Source: RefSeq, a predicted model, not a curated record